AUGAACAGAAGAAUCGUUGCUGAUAAGGGCAUGAUCUGGCAGGACUCCAAGUUGCUGCGCCACCAGCUCAAAGAGGGCAUCGUCGGUGCCGCAUCAAAUACAUUCAGUAUAAGUAAAAAGAUGAAGCACCCGUAUCACCAGAAACUCUCACUCUUUGCCAAAGAUGAAACGGUGCGAAGCAGCAGUUCUUACAGAAUCCUGAAGAGACGAAGAAGCAAGGAUAUCGGCACCUCGUGA
Molecule: messenger RNA, 237 nt
Organism: Soboliphyme baturini
Lineage: Eukaryota; Metazoa; Nematoda; Enoplea; Dioctophymatida; Soboliphymatidae
Source: the annotation of a GenBank genome assembly